This is a messenger RNA of Botrytis cinerea B05.10, 2473 nucleotides long. RefSeq lists its product as hypothetical. The record is from RefSeq and is a predicted model, not a curated record. Gene Ontology annotation, biological process: fructose 2,6-bisphosphate metabolic process; fructose metabolic process. Gene Ontology annotation, cellular component: cytosol. Gene Ontology annotation, molecular function: 6-phosphofructo-2-kinase activity; fructose-2,6-bisphosphate 2-phosphatase activity; ATP binding. NCBI's taxonomy places the organism in Eukaryota, Fungi, Ascomycota, Leotiomycetes, Helotiales, Sclerotiniaceae. Bases 577 to 2238 code for a protein of 553 amino acids. The transcript is spliced from 7 exons.
GACUUAUAACUUAUACAACUACAAACAUUUGGUAUUGCUAGGUUUCGUGCUCCCUACCAGAAUAUACGGCGGCAGUUGAGAAGAGUCCAUUGCACAAGAUUACCGAUCGAUAUCUGAAACUACCAAGCGCCGAGAAGUUUUGAAAGGAAGUCCGGGUAUAUCCACGAGUGCAACUGGUGGAGUAACUAGAGGCUGCGUGAGACAGACAUUGAACAAAACUUUGCCUCAAUACUUUAACCAGAGCGAAUCCACUAACGCGUGUACGGUUCAUUGCACUUGUUCGUCUCUAUUCUCCCGAGAACACGAGUAUUUAAAGGUGCUGCGUACAAGGGAAGGCAAUCUCGACAUCACACAACACACGGGAUUUGAUCUUGAAGUCACGGGAUCACCAAAAGAAAGAGAAGAGUGGCUACAAGCAAAGGAAGCAAGGAUCACGAGUUGUUGUGAGGCUACAGCGCAUUCACUACAUCUGUGAAAUUUGGGAGUAUUCGAGGUCUUUGGAUCAAGGCCAAUCAUAACAGAUUCAGGUUGCAAAAUUGCUUUCCCGAAAACUGCCUUGUUGGAAAUUCUAGAAAGAUGGAUACUUUAUUAACUGCGGAAAUUGCUGCCAAUUCUCCUCGUUUUCGUCGAAGAUCUUCAACUUUCAUCGAUGGAGUUCAUGAUUUGCCAGAUGAGAAGGCCACUAUGGCUCCGGCUCAAUUGUAUUCAACCGAGUCGGGUAGACUUUUUCAUUCCGGAAGAAUCGCCAUCGUUCUAGUUGGUCUUCCUGCGCGUGGAAAAACACAUAUCUCUGUCUCUCUUUCGCGUUAUCUACAAUGGUUAGGUGUUAAGACAAGAAUCUUCCAUCUGGGAGAUUAUCGUCGUGCUACGAUGGGUCCAGGUCAGGAUGUUCCUGAUGACUAUUUCUUUAUCAAUGCAUCUGCUGCUUCAGUUAUGCUUAGACAAAAGAUUCUCAAGAAGUGUCGUGAAGACAUUUAUGCCUGGCUCAAUCAUGAAAAUGGUCAAGUUGCUAUCUAUGAUGCUGUCAACCCACUUUCUGGUGGUCGCAGAUCUCUUGCAAAAGAGUUUGCUAAGCACGAUGUUCAGACGUUGUUCCUUGAAUCAUACGUCACAGAUGAAAAAAUACUUCAGGAGAAUGCUCGAAGUGUUAAAAUCUCAUCUCCAGAUGUAAACCUCCCUUCAGAGUGUUGGAAGUACCAGGAUGAUGCUAAGAUACCACAAUCGCAGUUUGUUGGCAUGGAUCCUGAGGAUGCUGCCAAACUUUAUCUCAAGAGGAUUGAUAUGAAGAUCCCUCACUUCGAGACUAUGACUGAACCUGACCUUAACUAUGUCAAGAUGAUCAACGCUGGCGAGCGUAUUGAUUAUAAUAAUGUCAGUUUUGGCUAUCUUUCUCAUCGGAUUGUCUUCUACCUCAUGAAUCUCCAUAUCAAAUCUCGUCAAACAUUUUUUGCUCGUGCAGGCACAUCUAGUCUGGAUGAUUCCUACAAAGCCGAUGCAUCACUCUCUGAUGAAGGUCGAGAAUAUGCUAAGAAAAUGUCUGAUGCAUUACUCAAACACCGUGAAGAAGAGAGAGCAGCAUCUAUUGCAGCAGGUGGCUCUGAUGCACCUCUUAAACCACUGACGGUUUGGUCCUCGACUAGAAAGAGAACAGUGGAGACCGCAGAGUAUCUUAAAGGAAAGGGAUUUAGAGUUAGACAGAGAAGUCAAAUGAGUCAGCUGAAUCCGGGAAUUUGUGAGAAGUUGAGUGAGAAGGCGAUGAAGAGACUGUAUCCUGAUGAGGUCAAGAUGCAUGAGUUAGAUCCUUAUCAUCACAGAUAUCCGCGUGCUGAGUCAUACCAUGAUCUCGCAGUCCGCAUGGAACCAAUUAUUCUUGAACUCGAGAGAGAACAGAAUGACCUGCUGAUCAUUGCUCAUGAAUCUGUUUUGAGGGUUCUCUAUGGUUAUCUUAUGGCUUGUGAUGCCAUGAACAUUCCUACACUUAAGUUUCCUAGAAAUGAGAUUAUUGAGAUAAUCCCCGCCUCCUACCAAAACGAAGCAAAACGCAUUCAUAUCGAUGGACUCGCACCAGAAAUCAUUCCGGGCUCCCCAGAAGAUAUUAGAAUUCCUGUUCCACCAUCUACUGCUCCCUCGGGCGUUCAGAGUCCCUUUUCAGGGAUCGGAACGCCAGCUUUGGGAGGUAGUGGGGUGGCUACACCUUCCGGGGAGGUGAAAGGAAUCAACCCUCUGUCACAGGAUUAGGGGAAUCAUAGGGAGGCAUAAUAGGAUGGGAGAAAGAAGAAAGGGAGGGCAUUGGAAAGGGAAAAAUUGAUGAUUCGAAAUGGGAUGACAUGAAGAUGCGGCACGAGAGAAACGCGGGAAGAAACGUGAAUUCCGGAAAUGAAUACAAGUAUAGAUACAAAACGAGUUUUCUCCUUUUUGACUUUCCCUUACGUUUUGUCGUGUCAAGUUACAAUACUGAAAGCAUAUGCACACA